Molecule: messenger RNA, 2927 nt
Organism: Owenia fusiformis
Lineage: Eukaryota; Metazoa; Annelida; Polychaeta; Sabellida; Oweniidae
Source: the annotation of a GenBank genome assembly
AAGGGUUCAGUCAUAACGGAAGAGAGUUAUCCGGAAUUUGCCCACACGCCGCCGCCAUAUUGAAAACAUUUUGCAAUAUAUUUCUCUAUGGCCCAUAAAACUGGUGAAUUCAUGUACUAAAUAGCUAUACAAACUAUCCAGACUUCAACACAGAAAUGGGACGAAAGAAGAAGAAGCAAGCGAAACCAUGGUGCUGGUAUUGCAACAGAGAAUUUGAUGAUGAGAAAAUCUUGAUACAACAUCAAAAAGCGAAACAUUUCAAAUGUCAUAUAUGCCACAAAAAGCUCUACACUGGCCCUGGACUAGCCAUUCAUUGUAUGCAGGUACACAAAGAAAAGGUUGAAAAAGUUCCAAAUUCCCUUCCACACAGAUGUGACACAGAGAUUGAGAUAUAUGGCAUGGAAGGGAUUCCAGAGGCAGAUGUCAAAAGUCAUGAACAACAGAAAAAAGGCAAAGGAGAUAGUGGAGAACCAAGCAACAAGAUGGCCAGAUUAGAUGACAGUGAUGAGGAAGAUAACUCUGGCCCUCGACCCCCUAUGGGAGGACCCCCAGGCUUUCCAGGUGGACCCCCAAUGAUGGGACCAGGGGGUAUGCCUCCCAGGGGCCCAAUGGGUAUGGGUCCAAUGGGACCAGGCCCUAUGGGUAUGAUGGGACCUAUGGGAGGCCCUAUGGGUGGUCCAAUGGGCCGAAUGGGACCUAUGGGCCCAAUGGGUCCAAUGGGACCUAUGCCUCCGAUGGGUCCAAUGGGAAUGAUGGGUCCAGGAGGCCCAAUGGGAGGUCCAAUGCCACCCCGCCCACCCUUUGGAGCCCCACCAAAUGCCCCUGCCCCACCCAAGUCCUCAGCCCCUUCAAGUACCUCCUCUCAGGUGAAACCACUCUUCCCUUCUGCUGGACAGUCUCAUGUAUCCCACAGUUCAAGCAUGGUUGGCCCAGACUUCAAGCCAACAGGUGGAGGCACAGGUCCAGUGAAGCCAACAUUCCCAGCUUACUCUGCACCCCCAGGCCCCACCCCUAGCAAUACAGGACCCAAAGCAUCACCCCCCUCAGCUACUAUCACCGCACCCUCCACAGUAAAGAAACCAGAGUCAUCUAGCUCUGGGAAUACAUCACGAUUGAUGCAUCCAGAUGAAGAUAUAUCACUGGAGGAGAGAAGAGCGUCAAGACCAAAAUACAAUAGAAGUAAUUAUAUGAAAUCAGGCAGCAAUGGUUCUAUGAGAUCUGGAAUGAUGUCUGGAGGUAUGAAUGGUCCACCAAUGGGAAACUACAACAACAUGGGCAACCAACAAGGCAACAUGAUGGGAAGACCGCCAUCUUUAAUGUCCGGUCCAACACGGUACUGAUUUUCUUCACCAGAUGGAUUUUCUUCACCAGAUGGUGCAACUUCCUGACAAUUCACUUCGAGAUGACCACUUUGGCACGGCUGAUUCAGAGGUGCACAUUUUGGUGCUUAAAUUCUUGAAUUUUCCUGAAAUUAACAUAUUCUAUAAUAAAAAGUGAAAACCUGCAAGCUAGACCAUAUGCUCAAGAACUGUACCACUCUAUCAUAUUUGUUUCUCGUUUCUAUGAGCAUUGGACGCAUGAUCAACAUUUUGAAGUAAGUCAUUGUUUUAGGUGAUUUUAAUGACACAAUUUUUACCAUAUAAGGAGUUCCAAGAUUAGAGAGGUAUGACUACAAUUUAAGUCUGAACUCUGAACACUGAUAUCCCAUAUAUGGAAUAUUUCAGGCUUUGUGCGUCUCAAAGGUAUGGACUUUAACUGAGUAAAAGUGCAUGAUAUUUGAAACUUAUUUUUAGAUUUUAUUUUAAAUCCUAACGUGAAUAACUACGCCAUCUAUAAAGGUGAGGGUUAACUGCUCCAGUUAUCAUGAAUUUAUUUUGUAAAUAUCAAUUAAUUCUGAGAAAUAAAACUGUAAAUGUAGAAUAAAUUUAUUUGUCACUACGUUUUGUAGUUGGGCUUCGUGCCCCCAUCCUGAAUGGUUGGUGACAUUGUAGUUUAUCUUGAAUUUAACACUCAAGCGUUGGAUAACUAAAAAGGAGGUCAUUCUCGCAGCAAAAGAAAUCAAAUAAAGCAACCUCCUUUUUGGCAUUCAUGUUUAGAAAUGAGAAAAUAAGGCAAGUGUGUCACUGUGAGAAUCGUUAAGGCUCACAGUUGGGCCUUCAGCCCCCAACCUAAGGGACCAUCCAAAAAGACAGAUGUUUUCUUAAUUACUAGUAAACAUCAGUUGAUCAUCCUCUGAACAAACUCACAUUUUGAAAUUGCACAACAUAAUUCAAUACUGGAUUUGGCAUCUUAUACUUUAUUUCUUCACAUUUGAAAAAUCUAGAGUUUAUAACUUUUUGGAUGGUCCUUAUAUUAAGAGGCUGUUACGUUAUAUGAAAAUCUAGAUUUUGUCCAGGAUAAGAAACAAGUAUAGUUAUAAACAUUAAACUAACGAUUAAAAUGUGUUUCAGAAAUUUUACAAAAAGCCUAAAGGUUGGUGACUUUAAAAAAGUUUAGCAUACCUCUCAGCCAAAGCACAAUGAAUUAGAAAAAAUUGUUUUGCUAUUUUAUUUGAUUUACGUGACAUCAAAUCUAAAUAUAAUUUAAAUUGAUCAGGUUGUGUUACAGCCGGACAUAUACCGUUUACACAUAUUUUAAUGCUCCAACAUAAUGAUGGCAAGUGCUCGUCUUUACAAGGAAAGUGACCGUUAAAGCAAGGAAACUGCUUGUUAUAUCACAUAAUGCAGGCAAGUGCUCGUCACUUCAAGACAUUAGUCUUGUAGUUGGGCAAAUGCCCCCAACCAUAAGUAUACACAGCUUCUUUAUGAAUUUAAAAAGUAAUUUUGUAAGUUUGGAAAUAUUUGGAAAAUGUUGAAAACGGAUCUGAUGGAGAAAGUUUAGUAUAACAUAAUACCUUGCUUUCUUUGUUUGAAUUCAUAGUAGUAAUC